This is a messenger RNA of Hippoglossus stenolepis (Pacific halibut), 1377 nucleotides long. It is a transcript of the gene vamp3, whose product is annotated as vesicle-associated membrane protein 3 (cellubrevin). Gene Ontology annotation, cellular component: SNARE complex; plasma membrane. The transcript has 5 exons. Bases 110 to 418 code for a protein of 102 amino acids. NCBI's taxonomy places the organism in Eukaryota, Metazoa, Chordata, Actinopteri, Pleuronectiformes, Pleuronectidae. The record is from RefSeq and is a predicted model, not a curated record. Gene Ontology annotation, molecular function: syntaxin-1 binding; SNAP receptor activity. Gene Ontology annotation, biological process: vesicle fusion; SNARE complex assembly; vesicle-mediated transport.
CCGGAAGGCAGCACAGCAACGGAGGGACUACUGACUGUUACGGCUUGACACUUAGCUCGAGCUAACAAGCUAGCAGCAGCAGCGUCGUUCUCAGAACUAUCCUCUCAAAAUGGCGGCCAUCGUUCCAGAAGGCUCUGGCGCAGGUUCAAGCAACAAGCGCUUGCAGCAGACCCAGGCCCAGGUGGAUGAGGUGGUGGAUAUUAUGCGCGUUAAUGUGGACAAAGUGCUGGAACGUGACCAAAAGCUGUCUGAACUGGACGACAGAGCAGACGCACUGCAGGCCGGAGCCUCCCAGUUUGAGACCAGUGCCGCUAAGCUGCAGAGGAAGUACUGGUGGAAGAACAUCAAGAUGUGGGCCAUCCUCAUAGCUGUCAUAGUGAUCAUCAUCAUCAUCAUUAUUAUUUGGUCUAAAUCGUAAAACAACAAUGGUGGAGGGAGGAGUGGAGGAAACAAUGAAGAAGAGGAGAGGAGCAACGUUGAUAAAUGAGGAAGAGGUCAAGUGAUUACUGGCUACAGAGCUCCACAAUAUUCUGCCCCUCCCGCAGCGGGGCUUCAUUCCUUGUCCUGGAUUGCCCUAUGCCUCUGCGUGUGUGUGUGUGUGUGUGUGUGUGUGUGUGUGUGUGUACAUACCAGACAUCAGUAAACUUUUAUAUGAGUGCGAUGCCAAAAAAAGAAGGAAGAAACAUACAGAAACAAACCGGUAAUUUGACUCAAACACAACGAAAAAAUUACUGAAUAUAAAUAAAUCACCUUUUGACCGUAUGACAAAGUAUUCGCACACACACACACACACAUUCCAAACUCAGGACUAGAAUUGAAGAAUAUUGUUGUAAACUCUCCUAGACUUAUAUUUACUUGUUAUGUUUUACUGUAUUAAUAGUCAUGAUUUUGUGUGCCAGGCUAAGAUAAGUGCCUUCCAUUUUUUUGUUUGUCCAUUUAGAUUCUAACAGUUGUUCUUCAUUAAAAGUAAGAGAUGCCCCUUUUUCAACUCCAACUGAACACUUCUGCCUUUCAGCAUAUAAUGCCAAUAUUUUAGAUUUAUACCCUAAUUUUUAAAUAUAAUUGGGUUUGUUGUUUUUCAAGUUAUUUACAGUUUUCUGAUGAAUAAUGGAAUCUAAGAUCCAAUUUUAUUUAUGCACAUGGUUGAGUGCUUUUUGAGUUCUCUGUCUAAUACCUCAAACCUAGGGUGGAAUAAAGAGCAAUUUGUUUUGCCCCCACAACAACAAAAAACGAGCUGUUAACACGCUGUUGAACCAUUUGAUACUACCUGUCCUUGUCGCCCUCUUCAGCCGUUUUCAGACAUGAACUGACUUCGUCUUUCACAAAUGAAGAACACAGCAGAAGAUUGUGGGGGUCAGACACAUUCAAAACAACUGG